Molecule: messenger RNA, 1767 nt
Organism: Haliotis rubra (blacklip abalone)
Lineage: Eukaryota; Metazoa; Mollusca; Gastropoda; Lepetellida; Haliotidae
Product: activated RNA polymerase II transcriptional coactivator p15-like
Exons: 5
Coding region: 109-513 (134 amino acids)
Biological process (GO): positive regulation of transcription initiation by RNA polymerase II
Molecular function (GO): DNA binding; transcription coactivator activity
Source: RefSeq, a predicted model, not a curated record
CCUUACGUUUCCGUUUCCGCAUUGGAAUGGCGGGUAAAUGACUUGUUGAGGGUUUCGUAGCGAGGUUGAAAUAUUCGCCUGGUCAACUGUGUCAUAUAUUUUCUGAAAAUGCCUAAGUCAAAGGAAUUUGUGUCUUCUUCAGAAGACUCUGGUUCUGAGUCUGAGGAACCUAAGCAGAAGAAGAAGAAGGUUGAGGCUAAGCCGGAGAAGAAGCCAGACAAGGCAGAGAAGAAGCCAGACAAGGCAGAGAAGAAGGUGGACAAGAAGGCUGGUGGUGACGAGGCCAAGACCACCAAGACCAACAGUAACGGGGAACAGAUGUUCCAGAUUGCCCGGAUGAGGUUUGCCACUGUCAGCGAGUUCCGUGGAAAGGCAAUGGUGAGCAUCAGGGAGUACUACGAGGCUGAUGGAGACCUGCGCCCAGGGAAGAAAGGAAUCUCACUUACAAUGGACCAGUGGAACAGUUUGAAGGAUCAGAUUGAGGACAUUGAUGAGGCGGUGAAACAGUUGUAGUGCCUCAGAGCUGAUGCGUGAAUGUGUGUGUGUCUGUGUCUGUGAGUCUCUCCUUCAAGACAAGCCCAAUCAUUACAUCAUUUCAAGUAAUCCCAUCUAUUUCAUGUAAAACACUGUAUGAUGUCACUGUAUGUAGAGAUGUAUUGGAGUUGGUGUCAUGUCAGCGAACCUCGACGGAUAUUAUCAAGACUUUCAACAUGUUCAAUAUCAGUCCGUUGUGAGUCCCAUGCUUGAGUAAUGACUGGCUGUGAUCAUGCAGCUGUAAAGCUUGUUCGACAUUCAUGAUCUGGGGGUGGUAGCCUAGUGGUUAAAGCAUCGUCUUGUCACGCUGAAGACCUGGGUUUGAAUCCCCACAUGUGUAAAGCCCAUUUCUGGUGUACCCCCACAGUGAUAUUGCUGGAAUAAUGCUAAAAGCAGUGUGAAACUAAGCUAACUCACGAUGUUUCAUCUUUAGGAAGCUUUGAUGAAUGGACAAUAACUGGUGAAUGAUUUGUGUUACCAGACCCUGGGGCUUUGGGACUGUCCAAGAUGUGUUUGAGUGAGUCUAGUUUUACGCCGCUUUUAGCAAUAUUCCAGCAAUGUUACGGUGGGGGACACCAGAAGUGGGCUUCACACAUUUUACCCAUGUAAGGAAUUGAACCCGGGUCUUCGGCGUGACGAGUGAACGCUUUAACCACUAGGCUACCCCACCGCCAAAGAUGUGUUUGAAGGCUUGGUUCGAUAUUUGUGCUGAAAUGCUCUUCAAAAUGAGUGGGAGAUUGUUGCUUUGAGAGUUAAGGGAGUGAUAUUACUCAGUAGGUCUGAGUAUACAAAUAGCUGGUUUUAUAUAAUCUGUUGAGUCACAUGCCAUUGUGAUAAAGGACAACUUAAUUUAGGAGCAUAUAACCCUGGCGAUCAAAGUAAUUUGUUUAACAUUUAUGUAACAGACAAUGGUUCAACAGAUAAAAUGCUAAUCUGAUAUUGAAAAAACGCAAAGUCUGUGUAAGAUAUCUUUGAUAUGUCUUGUACAGAGAUAGAUGUUAAUUCAAAACUCUGUACCAUCUACCAUGAUGUAGCUUUGUUGUUGGGAGCCAAUAUUGCUUGUAUCACACUACAGAAAGUAGGAUAUAUUUUUACUGGGUAAUUACGGUAAGGGGCAACUGUCCUUACAGUCAAACAGUGCUUGCAGUUAUCAGAUGUUGUGUUGUGUAUGACCUUUUGUUUUGUCGCUGUCAAUAAAAUUCAGUAAGAUAGCUUACAUGCUUACUUGAAAUU